Neopsephotus bourkii (Bourke's parrot) is the source of this 2368-nucleotide messenger RNA. RefSeq names its product spermatogenesis associated 20 (gene SPATA20). The transcript is spliced from 16 exons. Gene Ontology annotation, biological process: carbohydrate metabolic process. The record is from RefSeq and is a predicted model, not a curated record. The coding region runs from base 31 to 2313 and encodes 760 amino acids. NCBI's taxonomy places the organism in Eukaryota, Metazoa, Chordata, Aves, Psittaciformes, Psittacidae.
CGGUGGCUGGGGCAGCUCCGCCCCGGCGCCAUGUUCGCGGUGCCGCUGCGCCUGGCCCGGAGGUUCACGUUUGUAACCGGGAGCGUGACCAUGGCCACGGGGGGGACAACGGCGCCCCCCAGCAUCCCUCGUCACACCAACCGCCUCAUUAACGAGAAGUCCCCGUACCUCCUGCAGCACGCUCACAACCCCGUGGACUGGUACCCUUGGGGUCAGGAAGCCUUUGAUAAAGCAAAGCAGGAAAACAAGCUGAUAUUCCUGUCAGUCGGUUACUCCACCUGCCACUGGUGCCAUGUGAUGGAGGAGGAGUCCUUCAAGAACGAGGAGAUCGGGGAGAUUAUGAACAAGAACUUUGUGUGCAUCAAAGUGGAUCGCGAGGAGCGGCCAGAUGUGGACAAAGUGUACAUGACCUUCGUGCAGGCAACCAGUGGUGGAGGUGGCUGGCCGAUGAGUGUCUGGCUGACUCCGGACCUCAAGCCCUUCGUAGGGGGGACGUACUUUCCCCCUGAGGAUGGAGUUCAUCGCGUGGGCUUUCGGACUGUGCUGCUCCGAAUCGCAGAGCAGUGGAAGGAGAACAAAGAUGCCCUGUUGCAGAACAGCCAGAGGAUCCUGGAAGCAUUGCUACACACUACUGAGAUCCGUGUGCGGGGCCAGGAGUCACCCCCACCAUCUGAAAUGGUGAUGGCCACUUGUUUCCAGCAGCUCUCCAACUCCUAUGAUGAGGAAUACGGCGGCUUUUCCGAAUCCCCCAAGUUCCCCACCCCAGUGAAUUUGAAUUUCCUCUUCACAUACUGGGCCCUGCACCGAACAACCCCCCAGGGUGCCCGUGCUCUGCAGAUGGCUCUGCAUACUCUCAAGAUGAUGGCCCAUGGGGGCAUCCAUGACCACAUCGGUCAGGGCUUUCAUCGCUACUCCACUGACCAGCACUGGCACAUCCCUCACUUUGAGAAGAUGCUGUACGACCAGGGGCAGUUGGCAGCUACGUAUAGCAGAGCGUUUCAGAUCUCUGGUGAUGAAUUCUUCGCCGAUGUUGCCCAGGACAUUCUGCUCUAUGUCUCACGGGACCUGAGUGACCAGUCAGGAGGUUUCUACAGCGCAGAAGAUGCAGAUUCCCACCCGACCCCUGAAUCCAGAGAGAAGCGAGAAGGAGCUUUCUGUGUGUGGGCAGCUGAGGAAAUCCGGGCUCUCCUUCCUGACCCUGUCGAGGGAGCCACAGAGGGGACAACCCUGGGAGAUGUCUUCAUGCACCACUAUGGAGUGAAGGAGACUGGCAACGUGGACCCCAUGAAGGACCCCCACCAGGAGCUGAAGGGCAAGAACGUCCUCAUUGUGCGGGGCUCCCCGGAGCUGACGGCGCCCCGGUUCGGGCUGGAUCCGCCGCGGCUGGCGGCAGUGCUGCGGGAGGGCCGGCAGAGGCUGGCUGCUGCCCGGGCACAGCGCCCGCGCCCGCACUUGGACUCCAAGAUGCUGGCGGCGUGGAACGGGCUGAUGAUCUCGGGCUUUGCUCAGGCUGGGGCAGCCCUGGGCAGGCAGGAGUACGUGACCCGGGCCGUGCAGGCGGCCACCUUCCUGCGGAGGCACCUUUUCGACCCCAGCAGCGGGAGGCUGCUGCGGAGCUGCUACCGGGGCAAGGAGCAGGCGGUGGAGCAGAGUGCUGUGCCCAUCCAGGGCUUCCUGGAGGAUUAUGUCUUCGUCAUCCAGGCUCUCUUUGACCUGUAUGAAGCCUCACUGGAUCAGGGCUGGCUGGAGUGGGCCCUGCAGCUCCAGCACAUGCAAGACAAGCUCUUCUGGGACCCCAAAGGCUUUGCAUAUUUCUCCAGUGAGGCUGGGGAUCCCUCCCUGCUCCUGCGCCUGAAGGAUGACCAAGAUGGAGCAGAGCCCACUCCCAACUCUGUCACGGUCACAAACCUGCUCCGAGCAGCUUGUUACUCUGGCCAGACAGACUGGGUGGAAAAAGCCAGGCAGAUCUUGGCUGCCUACUCAGAGAGGCUGCAGAAGAUCCCAAUAGUCCUGCCAGAGAUGGCCCGGGCCACCGCUGUCUUCCAUCACACCGUCAAGCAGGUCGUUAUCUGUGGGGACCCCCAAGGAGAAGACACCAAAGAGAUGCUGCGCUGUGUCCACUCUGUCUUCAGCCCAACCAAGGUGCUGAUGCUGGCAGAUGGAGACAGCGCUGGGUUCCUCUACCGCCAGUUGCCUUUCCUUGCAUCCCUGGAGAGGAAGGAUGGGAAAGCCACCGCCUACGUCUGCAGCAACUUCACCUGCUCCCUGCCCAUCACCUCGCUCCAGGAGCUGCGUGGGAUGCUCUGCCCGUGAUCCCUCUGCCCCUGAGGGACUGAGACACCCAUAAUAAACCCACCCUCAGCAUCAA